UGCAAAGAGGGGAUGUUAUCGUUCAGUCCUCAAUCCUUUUUAAACGGUGAAUUUAUUCUAAAAUGAGCCCUCUUCUUCCUCCUGUUAUUUUAAAAAAAAUUUAACCUGAAGCUCCAUACAAAUUUGAUUGGAGCUUAUUGUUUUCUUGACGUUCUGUAGAUCAAGUGUACACAGUUGUGAUCUGAAGGAAAAGUGACAGGAAGAGAUAUUUGCAAUUGAAAGCCAGAUGUGUCCUGAGUGCAUGAGUGAUACAAAACAUCGCAAAAUAGACACAUCAGAAGAAUAAACAAAUCUGUUCUGUCCGCCUUUCACCAAGAAAUAUAUAGACCUAAACUAUUGUUGGGAUUAUUUUCCAUAUGUGAUUUCUGACAAAAAAAAAUCCUUCUAAUGAUAUUUAUUAGAAAAUAAGACUGGGUGAAGACAAUGCCAUACUCGCCGCUCCUGAAGUUGCUAAUCCCCUUCCUGGGUGCCGCUCUGGUAGUGGUGUCAGUGGGCGACGCUGCCAGGUCCCAGAGAGUGGUGGUUGCUGGGAUGGAAGAGCAAGGCUCACACCUCAGCCUUCGUUCCUCUCAGCCUUACUUCGUGUACCAAGAGUCGCUCAAUGUCACCGGCCUCUUGGGCAAGACUGCCGUCCUCAACUGCCGAGUUAAAAACAUCGGCAACAAUACGGUGUCUUGGAUCCGACACAGAGACAUUCACCUGCUGACGGUGGGUGGUUUCACCUACACCUCAGACGCCCGGGUGUCGGCUCGACACGUCGACGGCUCUGAGGACUGGCUCCUGCUAGUACACUACUUGCAGGAGAGAGAUGCUGGCCAGUACGAGUGCCAGAUCUCCACCACGCCUCCACACAGUCACUUUGUACACCUCACUGUUGUGGAGCCUGAGACGGUGAUCGAGGGACCGGCGGAAGUUUACAUCAACACUGGGAGUCGCUUAGCUCUCACCUGCAGCGUUCUAUACAGCCCCGAACCCCCUGCUUUUAUUUUCUGGUACCAUAACGACAAGCUUGUCUCUUACGAGAGAGGUCGUGGGGAGGUGGUGGUGUCUACUGAAGGCGGGGGAGGAGGCGGAGUGGUGGAGGCUUGGACGGAAGUAGGAGUCGUCAGCAGUUCGCACCUACUGGUGCAGGUGGUGCAGCAGAGGCACUCCGGCGUGUACAGGUGUUCCCCCGCCAACUCCCGAAGCAAGCACGUCACUGUCCAUGUUAUUGCUGGAGAUCAACCAGCUGCUAUCGUCCACGACAACAAUAGCAACAAUAAUGGGAACAACAAUAGCUGUGUUGGUGUGGCAGAGAAAUACUCGUCUAGUCUCUGUUUCCACAUUAGCUGUCUAAUUGUCCUCCUUAAUUGUCUAACCUAACCUGAAACUAGCGCGACCUAGCCUAGCCUAGUUAGCGCCAAGGCUACGAUUAAUUCGUAGCCAAGUCUAGCAUAGAUUAGCCUAUAGCCCUAAUCGUUAUCUGAAGGAAAUAACUCAAAAUAACCUAGUUUAGUCUAGUCCAAAUAUACUCUGGUUUAUCUGAGAGUAAUUCGAACGUAAUCUAAGACUAUUUAUAAUGUAUUGUAGCCUAUUUUAGUCUUGCCUAAAUGUAACUUAGUCAAAUGUAAAUAAGUCCAAUUUUAAAAUAUAAUCUCUUCAAUGACGGAGAAUAACCCACAGGUGAACCUAAUAUAGCUGAAGGAUAAUAUAUUCCAACGUAUAUUGAACCUAACUUUAAGCUAUAUUGACCCUAGCCUCAGCUAUCUUAACGAAUAUUAACCUUUUUCUCAGCAAACCAAACCUCACCUCAGCUAACGUAACCAAUGUUGACUCUGAUCUCAGCUAAAUCUCAAGCCAAUUCAAGAUAAUGUAUAAUCUACUUAACGCAUCUUUACUCACACUACCCAGAAAUCCUAAAUUAACCCAACUAAAUCUAUUUUAGAAUCUAAAUUCUAUUUCGGCAAACCUAUACCCAUAAACAUAAUUUGCCAUAACCUUUCCUAU
Messenger RNA from Cherax quadricarinatus, 1986 nucleotides. Its product is annotated as interference hedgehog. Gene Ontology annotation, biological process: synapse organization. The record is from RefSeq and is a predicted model, not a curated record. NCBI's taxonomy places the organism in Eukaryota, Metazoa, Arthropoda, Malacostraca, Decapoda, Parastacidae. Gene Ontology annotation, cellular component: neuron projection membrane.